Messenger RNA from Oncorhynchus kisutch (coho salmon), 3748 nucleotides. Its product is annotated as RING finger protein 11-like. Gene Ontology annotation, biological process: ubiquitin-dependent protein catabolic process. Gene Ontology annotation, cellular component: ubiquitin ligase complex. The record is from RefSeq and is a predicted model, not a curated record. Lineage: Eukaryota; Metazoa; Chordata; Actinopteri; Salmoniformes; Salmonidae. Gene Ontology annotation, molecular function: ubiquitin protein ligase activity. The transcript is spliced from 3 exons. Bases 456 to 896 code for a protein of 146 amino acids.
CAUUUUUUCGAAAGGCAACUUCCGGAUCUCCCAACUUCUUAUUAACUAGCUACGUCACUUCUGUGUAUACAGUUUGUAAACAAAGCCAAAACAAAGAUGGAUUCAUCAAGAGGUUUAAUCUAAAAAUAUAGUCAGAUCGAAUAACACAAAUUGAAAUCGGUGUCAUUUACAGUUCGCUGACUUAGGUAUUGGAAAAUUAGAGACAGCAUUUACAUGUCGUUGUUCCGAGCGAUAUUGACUUUUAUUUCGAAGUUACACAGCGAUUAGAAUUGUUUUUCUGCAUCGACGUUGGAGGGCUGUUGUUCAUUCCUAUUUGCUAGCUACCCCGCAGGCUAGCUAAAAAGACAACUUAUUUAGCAAGACACAUACAAAUAUUUGUUUUUGUUGCUUAUCUUGCUGUCCUGUUAGCUAGCUGUCCUGUUCGUAUUGGGGGUUGUGUGUGCUGGUCCAGUUCAAUGGGGAACUGUUUGUCUUCGCAAGGCGCCGACGACUUGUCUCUCCUCAACGAGUCCCAGGAAGCCAGUGUUCCAGGGGAGCCUCCACCGCCUUACCAGGAGCGUGUCCAUGCGCCAGUGUACCACCCCACCCCCAGUCAGACGUGCCUGGCCAGCCAGCUAACAGAGGAGGAGCAGAUCCGUAUCGCCCAGCGGAUUGGCCUCAUCCACCACCUCCCCAGAGGCAUCUUCGACCCCGGCUCUGAGCCCUCUGACAAGAAAGUCAAAGAGUGUGCGAUCUGCAUGAAUGACUUUGAGUAUGGCGACCCCAUCCGGUUCCUUCCCUGCCUGCACAUCUACCACGUGGACUGCAUCGACACAUGGCUGAUGAGGUCCUUCACCUGUCCUUCCUGUAUGGAGCCUGUGGAUGCCGCCCUGCUCUCCUCCUAUGAGACCAACUGAACUGGUCUCAUAUGAGACCAGUUCACUCAUCUGAGCAGUCUCUGGCUGGGUCCUGUUCAUUAGGCCAAACAGAAGAAAACUGAUUAAAGCAGGGAGGGACUUGACCUGGACUUGUCCAAUAAGAAGUGCUUGUUAAUUUUUUUUCAGUUGCAAAACUAUUCCCUAUUUAAUGUACUACUUUUCACCAGAGCCUUAUAGGCCCUGAUCCAAAGUAGUGCAUUAAAUAGGGAAUAGGGUGCACACAAUCCUAGAAACUUCCCCUUUAACAGAGGUGCCAAACGCCCUUAUGACACAUCACCUCUUUAACCUGGAUGUUCUGUCCUAGUCACACAGCCCUGGGAGGAGUGAUGGGUUGUGUCAAAAUAUAUAUUUUAAAUGUAACCUUUAUUUAACUAGUGAAGUCGGUUAAGAACAAAUUCUUAUUUACAAUGACGGCCUGCACCGGCCAAACUCGGACGGCACUGGGCCAAUUGUGUGCCGCCCUAUGAGACUGCCGGUUGUGAUACAGUCUGGAUUUGAACCAGGUGGUCUGUAGUGACGCCUCUAGCACUAAGAUGCAGUGUCUUAGACCACUGUGCCACUUGGAAGCUCCAUAUGUAGGGUGUACCACACUGAGUGUGUUGAAAGUGGGGUGUUCUACUCUGUAUUGGGGCUUUUGGAAUUAGGAACGUCUGUCUCUUUCGCCUUUUCAGACUUGUUGCCAAAUACAUCUUAAGUUAAGUGAAGGAUAUAGAUGGAGAUCUUUAGAAGUCAUGAUGAGUGAUAUUAUUGACAACUGAUUUUACCUUUGGAUGAUCUGAGGGUGGUAGACUAGAGAUUGUCCCAUUAGUUUAGUUUAUGUAGGCUGGUCUUGGAUCUGUUAGUGCUGUCUUCUUGACAACAGCUGAUAAGACGGCACAAUCCGAUCUAUAUCUUUGUUUAUGUGGUUGGUUUAUUUUAAUUCCCUUUUCAAUCAUCCCCCUCCAGACUAAAAUGUGCAAUAUGAUGUGAGGAAGUGCUAGAAUUGCGUCGUUCUGAUUGGUCAAAAGAAGGUGACCCCCGACCUUAACACUGCUGUCUCGGCCAAUUAGCUUUAAGACGGGUAUGGCCUUGAAUGUCUCUCAAAACAGCACAGGGCUCUUGACUAGAAUGCAAACAUUUUUCUCAUUAAAUGGCAAUCAUAGAGAGAGAAAAAAGUUCACAAAGUAAUGAGAUAUGAGAAUAAACUGUGAGGUCUCCAUCCCAUGCCGGUCUAGUAGGUUACCUCAUGACUUACUACUGGCCUCAUACCUUUAUUGGAGAUGUCACUACUGGCCUCAUACCUUUAUUGGAGAUGUCACUACUGGCCUCAUACCUUUAUUGGAGAUGUUACUACUGGCCUCAUACCUUUAUUGGAGAUGUCACUACUGGCCUCAUACCUUUAUUGGAGAUGUCACUACUGGCCUCAUACCUUUAUUGGAGAUGUUGGAUUUGUAUGUAUGUUGUUUUACAGGGUGGGUUGUUGUAGCUGUUAGUUAGUCUGGUUCCAGAUCUAUUUGUGCUGUCUUGCCAAGGUGGCCAGCCUUACUGGGCUAGCUCUUAGUACCUUAAACUGCAUUUUCACCUUGGAUCUUUUUCCUUACAAAGCUUUGCCUUGACUGUGUGCUAUCUUACUCUUAUGAGAUCAUGGUUUGUUGUUGUUGUUCAUUCUUAUGUUUACCGUUAGUGAGUGACUUUUGCGUCCAAAAUGGCAAACUAAUCCCUAUAUAAUGCAAUACUUUUGAGCAAAGCACGAUGCAGGAACUGGUCAACAGUAGUGCACUAUGUAGGGAUUAGGGUGCCAUUUUGGACGUGGCCCAAAAUGCUGUGCCAUUAUCUAUCCCCGAAUUCUAUGCACCUUGGGAUCUCCUCUGGUACCGUGUAGGUCUGGGACUGUAUUCACAAAGAGUCUUAGAGUAGGAGACCGUUUUGCCUUUUGGAUCAGUUAUAUGUACUCCUAGUUUUUGUGACGACAGGCCUUGAAUCAGGACAGAGGAAAUAUCUUUUGUUCUCCUUUUCCCUCUUCCUUCUUCUAUUUCUCCUACUACUCACUCUAUUGUCUCUUUUUGAAUAACUUUAUUGUAGAAGUGUUUGACAAGAGAGAAAGAGAAUGAAUACGUGUCAAAAUAUAAUUUACACUGUUUUGGAUACUUUGUGUAAAGGUUGUAUCUAGAGUGUUUUCCAAUGUUGUCAGAAAAUGUGUUUGUGAAUAUAGAUCUGUUUUUUUGUAUUGUAGUGAUGAUCUAUUCUACAUGAUUGAAUUCCAGAGGCUUUUUAAACUGUUUUGUCGAUUGAUUAUUGGACUAAAAUAAAUAGGAAACUCUUGUUGAUUGACUGUGGUUUGAUACUAACAAAGUAAGGACAAGUGAGAGAGGGUACAGACUCAAACUGAGGAGAAUAGAAUGGAUUAUGACUUGAACCCAUUCUGAAUGUAACUAUCUUGAUCGUGGACAUUACUGUGGUGAAGUCAAAACCAGGAGCGUAUUUGAAAUGUACCCUCAUCACCAACUCUCUUCAGGUGAAAGUGGGGAAAGUAUGGCUGCUAUUCAGUUCAGUCCUUGACCUAUGCCCUUUUAGGUGAACGUGGGGAAAGUAUGGCUGCUAUUCAGUUCAGUCCUAGACCUAUGCCCUUUUAGGUGAACGUGAGCCAACUCCUGUGAAGUACAAUCAUUUCUGAUACUCGUGUCAUUGUUUUAGUGCUCCUUGAAGCCGGAGAUGGAGAGUGUGUCGACUGAAAGAAGAAUAUGAUUAGUCAGACUGUUCCUGGCUGCUGUUUCUGGGUUUUGUAAUGUGUGUGUGCAAUGAGGGCUCAGCUUUUAGGAAAAACUACAAUAAAAAGUGAAUGCCAAAUCUAA